AUGUUUUGUGAACACAAAGGAAAAUAAUCAUUUUGUAUUGGUUGUCAAUAAAUAAUCUGUGAAAAAUGUAAUUGUUGUAGUGAUCCAAAAAAAAUAAAUUUACCAGACAAUGAUUUAAAUGCGCUUUGCUCAAGGUGUGAUUAAACCUCCGCCUAAUUAAGAUGUGAAUAGUGCAAAUUUCAAUUCUGUGAAGAAUGUUAUCAAUCUGUUCACAAUAUAGGAAAAUUCUCUAAUCAUAUCAAAAUUGCAAUUAAUUAAGAACUACACUAGUAAAUAGUGAAAUAAUUGUCGAUCAUUGCAGAAUUCGAAUAAUACUCAUAAGAUCAAAUGGCUUUUGUUUUGAGAUAUUUUGAUUAGAUUUAGGAAGUUUUAGAUAGGAAAAAAAAAUAGUUGAUUGAUACCAUCUCUAAUUAUCAGGGUUAAUAAAUGAAAAUGCUUAAAUAAAGAAGAAAUGUAAUUGAAGCAGCUGUCAAAAUCAAUUCAGAACAAUCUUUUGAAAUCCCAGAGUGUCUCAAUUAUUAGAAGGAAACAUUUAAUUUAACCUCCAAAGAAUAGUUUAUCGAGUUUAUUUUAAAUAUCGAUUUUUAAAAAAACCUAGAAUCAAGUACAGUUAGUCCACGUAGAAUUCACACUCAGUCUAGUGUGAGAAGAAGUGCAAGUUCUCGAAAAUUGGAAAGUCAAGAAAAAAUUGUUGAAGUUUGUGAAACUUUUGAAAAGCGGAAAUUUAUUAAAUAGUUGUGCUAAUCAAAUUCUAUUUAGUUAUAAUGGACUCACUCCAAAUAAAAGGUUGAUUAUAAUUUAGAAAUGGGGAUUGGGAUGAAAAUCAAAGGAGUUGAGUAGUUUAAGUAGGUUUAUAAAGGUACGGACCCUUAAUUUACAAUCAAUGGAUUAUAAACAAAAACAAAUUAUAAAUUCAGAGUGUAAAGUAUCUUCGAAAAUAGAACAAGUGAAUUCAGUGAGAUCCUGAAUUUGACCACAUCUCAACAAUAAUCCGUUGAAGAUAGUCUAAUCAUUUCUAAGAAAAUAAUUAAUAAUGAUAUCUAGGUGUAAUUUGAGAAGCCUGGGUUAGUGUUGGGCACAAAUCCAUUAAAUUUUGGAGUGUGGUCUUGGGAAAUCAAAUUAAUAAUCAAUGGCAUAAUUGAAGACUUGACAGCCAGCUUGGUUGUCGGAGUAGCCAAUAAGUAGAGAAAGAUAGUUGGAACUACGUUGAAUUAUGGUUAUCAACGAGACUCCUUAGUUAUUAAAGUCUUGGUUGAUAUGGACAAUAAGUGCAUGACUAUAACUUCGAAGAUGCAUCCAAAUGGAGAGAGAUUCCAAAACAUAAUAGGUCCUGUAUUCCCAGCAUUUUAGAAUAAGAAUACUCACAAAGGAUCAGGAUGUAAAUUAUUGAUAUAAUAUUAAUAAUUAUGA
Paramecium tetraurelia is the source of this 1410-nucleotide messenger RNA. RefSeq lists its product as uncharacterized. The transcript has a single exon. Gene Ontology annotation, molecular function: protein binding; zinc ion binding. The record is from RefSeq and is a predicted model, not a curated record. NCBI's taxonomy places the organism in Eukaryota, Ciliophora, Oligohymenophorea, Peniculida, Parameciidae.